AUGUCACUGGGAUGCCGCAAGCGCGUCGGCUUGAAUUUCUACGCCACGCGCCGCUCAGAACCCAACACCUUGACCACUGCUGCGCCAUCGACACAGAUCGACACUGCCAAAGACUUGCUCAAUGCUCUCUUCAAAAUUCUCUUGAACACUCACUCUAGUUUAGGUCAACGUCAUCAAGUGCUCGUUGUGGCACAGGUCAUACCCAAAGGCACACCUGUCAACUCCCUUCGUCGAGGAUAUCGAUGUAUAGUGGCGCUGCAUCACCAAUGGUGCUACGGGCGCCUGCCAUUGCGUGCUACUCGUCGCUUUCUAACACUCCUGAGAGUUCCUGAAAAUGCGGAGAUCGUUCGUUGGGAGCUUGACAAGAUUCGAGACGAUUGGGAGUCACUAGAAGACAAUGAUAACCCAUGUCCAUACACCGCAUCUUUACUUUUGUCGUGCUGGUCUGCAUUUUUGGAGCCGCAGAAACUCUGUGCCCCCGGGAAUGCCUGCUAUUUGUUGUCGCCUUCUAUGGGUAGCGGGGAUGGAGCUACAACAAUGACGAGAUCACUGUUACUUAUCGACAUCACAAAUUGUCAAUCUCCUGCUUACUGCUUUGUAUCUGUGGGUGGCUUGGAAUCACGUGGUCAGGUCCCUUCAUGGAAGCCAUUGACGGCCAAACAGUACUGCCGCGCACUGCUUGAUUACAGCGUGCUCGCGGAUACCUGGUCUUCGGAAUACAGGGUGAAAGCAUUGUCUGCUUUUCUCGCAUAUGAGGUUCUUGCACAUGAAUCACCCAUACUUAUUCCCAGCCUUGUUGACAUCUCUAUCGAGCCUUCCAUCGCUUCCAUCAUACAAGGCGGGGACACCUCAUUGAUGCGGAACGAGCUUUCCUCUUUCCCCGAUGAGGCAAUGUCCCUGUUACUCGACCUCCUCAAUUUGACAUAUCCGUCUUUACGGACAGCCCAAGUUCUUCAACUUCUGACUUUUUUUGAGUCCAUCGAAGUUCUCAAUCUGUCUCACAAUCACUUGGUCGGUAUCAAGACGGUUGAGCAGAUUCUUCUCAAGCAUUUAAGGCGUGUUGUUCUUCUUGACUGUUCAUCUUUCAAUAACGAAGACGUGGCUUCGCUUCUUUCAGAUAAACAUGAACUCUUCAAGUUCAUUGACGCGUUCAUUCAUCCGUAUCUCUUUUCGCCACAUCCCGAUGCUCCGGUCGCCUUUGCUAUUGCUUCUGUGGAGAUGGGCCCCAACUCGUAUUGGGUCUCCGUCUCGUACAUCAGCCCUUCCCGUGUCGUUCAGACCUUGAUUGACAUAAUCACAGCAUUCGUUGUCACUGUCCCAACGCUUCAACACUGCCCCAACAAAGGCUGGAUGUUUAUCAUUUCUGUUCGCCGUGACAGAGGCUAUGACAGUCCUUGCUAUAGGCGAGCUUUCGUUGACUUGUCGGAGUCUGCGACAGUCGGUUCCAACCCGGGCAGUCCAAGCAUUGUCGGAGAGGAUUCUCAGCCUGCGGAGUCCACACAUGGAGCAGAAAGCGCUCUUUCGUCCUCUGCUUACACUGAUGACAUUCAGCAUCUAGAGCAGUUGAUGAUUGAUGCAGGUGAAAUACUUCGAACUCGAAUGGAGAAAGGUCUGCCGCCGUCAAGGCAGAUAUCCAAAGGCACGAGGAUAUUCGAGCAGAUGACGACUGAGGAUGUCGCUGAAUUCAUAAGGAAGGAUGAUCCUCGACGUCCUAUUUAUUGA
Molecule: messenger RNA, 1722 nt
Organism: Heterobasidion irregulare TC 32-1
Lineage: Eukaryota; Fungi; Basidiomycota; Agaricomycetes; Russulales; Bondarzewiaceae
Exons: 8
Coding region: 1-1722 (573 amino acids)
Source: RefSeq, a predicted model, not a curated record